Necator americanus (New World hookworm) is the source of this 1266-nucleotide messenger RNA. RefSeq lists its product as uncharacterized. The record is from RefSeq and is a predicted model, not a curated record. Gene Ontology annotation, cellular component: neuron projection; plasma membrane. Gene Ontology annotation, biological process: G protein-coupled receptor signaling pathway. NCBI's taxonomy places the organism in Eukaryota, Metazoa, Nematoda, Chromadorea, Rhabditida, Ancylostomatidae. The transcript has 13 exons. The coding region runs from base 1 to 1266 and encodes 421 amino acids. Gene Ontology annotation, molecular function: G protein-coupled receptor activity; peptide binding.
AUGAUGUCAUCGGAUUCGGACGAUGAGUACGAAGGUUGGACUCACCUGGAGCCACGUACACCUUUUCAGGGUUACCGUACCUAUGUGGCUUUAACCUACAUCGGUUUCAAUAUUGUGGGAUUUGUUGUCAACUUAUGGGUAUUAUAUGUGGUUGCACCGUUGCUUUUCGCUCCAGCAGUCAAGGUCCCAAAAAGCAUCUUAUUCUUCAUAUUUGCUCUGGUUGUUGGCGAUUUGACAACGAUGAUUGCGAUGUUACUACUAAUCAUCGAGUUAGUAUUUGGAACAUGGCAAUUUAGCGCUGCUGCUUGUACUUCGUAUUUGGUUCUGGAUUCUAUGAACAAGUUUGUCGCUCCAAUCAUAGUGUUCCUGAUCAGCAGGACAUGCUAUACUACGGUAUGUCUGGAUAAAGCUAGAGGAGAACGUGCGGCUACAUUGAAGCACGCUGUUCUACAAGUAAUUUUUGCGCUCGGAUGUGUUAUGGUACUACUUUGGCCUGUCUUCGCUUAUUCACAGGUCUACACCUUCUACUUCAAUCCCAACAAUGCAACAAACGAAGUGACAGUGAUAAGAAAAUGUGGAUUUUUACCACCACCAGAAAUACAAUUCUGGUUUAAUCUUGUGGCUUGUAUCACUUCAUAUGCUGUACCGUUGUUCGGUAUCGUCUAUUGGUACGUAUCCGUGCCAUUUUUCCUCAAACGACGAGCUUUGACGACAUUAGUGGCAUCCAGUUCUAUGGACACUGCAUUACGUAAAGUGAUCACAACUGUUUUUCUGCUUACCGCUAUUUAUGUGCUAUGUUGGUCACCGUAUUGGGUCUCAAUGUUCGCUCACAAUAUCUUCGCGAUGGGAAAAAACAGCAUGAUCAUCGUCUCGUACUUCAUUCAUCUUCUACCAUACGUUAGUUGUGUCGCCUAUCCGCUUAUUUUCACGUUACUUAAUAGAGGAAUCCGUUCUGCACAUGCAAAAAUCGUACAGGAUCAACGUCGUCGUUUCCGAAGCCUUACGGACGAAGCAAGCGCUCAAAUACGAAAUGCGAUCAGAUCCUUCCCAUCAAAAGCAUCGUCGACCAUUCGAUCCCAAAUGUCAUCCUAUGUUUUUGAGGAACCUCGAAAACCUGAAAAAUCCAAUUCAAAUAGCCCCGAAUUAAUUCGGCCACAGCUGCACUCAACUCAAGUGUACUGUAGCCCAGAUGUUAGCAAAGGGAAUUCCACAAUUAACACCAAAGGAUCGGUGACGUCAUUGGAUGAUUCGGAAACUCUUCUGUAA